GGUAUGUGACUGUAUCAAAAAUAAAACAGAGCGGCAUUCCCUUGCCUAGCCAAGAGAAAGAGAGAGAGCAAAAAAAGCGGUGGGCGUGUUUGCAGGCAAAUUUGCUAUCGAUUGACCACACACAGGCUUUGAUUUGUUUGAUUCGCUUUUGUUGCAAUUGUGCCGCGUUUCCUUCGUUUAAAAAAGUGCCAGCCACUCAACUUUUACUUCUUUUAUCACCAUCAUCCCAUUAAUCCACUUCUUGAACUUUGCUUCAAAAUCAAACUUACUUUUCGUCGACGUACAAACUAACACGCACACGAACUACCUCUUUCUCAUCAAUCAUCACAAUGUCUGCCGUCGAAGCUACAGCUCCUACCACCGAGGCCCCAGUUGCCAACGUUGCCGAAACCAAGGCUGAAGAAGUUGCACCUGCUGCUGCCGCUCCAGCCAUCGAGAGUGAAGCACCAAAAGCUGAAGAAGCAGCUGCUGCUCCUGCUGCUGAUGCCGCCGCACCAACUGCUACCGAAGAGGCCGAAAAGCCAGCAGAAGAAGCAAAGGAAGCCGCUGCUACCACACCAAAGAAGGAAAAGCGUCAAUCUACAUUCAACAAGCUUUUGGCCGCCUUCCAAGCUCGCACAAAAUCCUUCAAUAAGAAGGACGCUGCCAAGACCGAAGAGACUGCCGCUUCCACCGAAGAGACCGCCAAGCCAGCCGCUGCCACAGAGGAAGCUGAAGCUGCCAAGACUGAAGAAGCCCCAGCUGCUGUCGAAGAGGCCGCACCAGCCAAGGUUGAGGAAACCCCAGCUCCUGCCACCGAAGAAGCACCAAAAGCAGAAGAAGCUGCCGCAACUGAAGCACCAAAGUCCGAAGAGGCCGUCAAGUCUGAAGAAGCUGCAAAGAAGGAAAAAUUGACCCGUCGUUUGUCAGCCCGUGUCGGAAACUUGUUCCAAAAGGCAAAGAAGGACUUUGCUCCUACUGAAGCUGCAACAAAGGAAGAAGAAGCCGCUCCUCUUUCUGAAAAGGUUGAAGAACCAGCUGUCAAGGCUCCCGAGCCAGCAACUGCUAUCACUGCUUAAAUAGCGUGAGGCAUGUAACGAUGCAUCAACCAACAUUUUGUGCAUCGCAAAAUCCUCUCAAGCAUUGCCUCCUUUCUCUUUUCUGUUUCCUCCAACUCCUCUUCCACCGGCUUUUCUCGGAUCGCUUAACAAGGUCAAGACCAAUAGAAGUGGUUCAUCAAAUUGAUUUUACUGGAUCGAUCCAAAUGCACCCACAGUCCUUUACCUUCAAGAGCUUAUAUCUUUUUAUUCCUUUGCCCGACCUAGCUUUUGGCUAUAUCUCUUAUACCCCGUCAAUUGUUGGGAUUGGGACCAUUAAUGAUUCGAGAAUGUAGAUGGUUAUUGAGUCAUCUAUUUCCUUGAUUCACCCCCUUUUUCGUUUGCACAGUCCCUCCCAACCUUAACUCGUUUUGAUUGUCUCUCUUACACAUGUAUCUUCGUUCAUCGACCUCUGU
Meira miltonrushii is the source of this 1492-nucleotide messenger RNA. RefSeq lists its product as uncharacterized. NCBI's taxonomy places the organism in Eukaryota, Fungi, Basidiomycota, Exobasidiomycetes, Exobasidiales, Brachybasidiaceae. The record is from RefSeq and is a predicted model, not a curated record. The coding region runs from base 330 to 1058 and encodes 242 amino acids. The transcript has 3 exons.